AUCGCCCGACAGUUUUUUGAACGCAAUCGUUGAUGGCUGCUGCACGUCUUCCUGUCGGCACAUUUCUCCAUUCUCCCUCGUUUUGCUGGCUUUACUGCUUGUACGUUGUACCGGUGAUAGUUUGAGCUAAUUCAAGUGUUUUAACAGUAAUAGUAGCCAAGAAACCCUUUAACGGCUAAGGAAAAAAACUUGGAGAAAAUGGGUAAAGCAAAACCAGGACAAAACAAAGGUAUAAAGAAUGCAAAGCAACAAUUGCAUACAAUAAAAAAUGGAUCAGUAAAAAAAGACAAAAAUCUCAAGUUUAAAAAUACGCCAGCAGGCAAGGUAGCUUUAAUUAAUAACUCAAAAGCACCGAACAAAAAUGUAUCACCGCAGAAAAAUUUCCAGAAAGGUACAGGUAUAAAGAAUAAUCAAAAUUUAUCUAAGAAUAAUGCAAAGCAAUUGAAACAAAAUUCUGCAAAGAAUAAGCAAAGUCCUUCAACUGGAGCACAAAAUAAACCAGCCAAUAAAGAAACUAACCUAACACCCACAAAGGAGUUGGAGGAAGUUGAUGAUUCUGACUCUGAUAUUGAUGAAGAAAUUAUAUUACAAGAGGACGUUAGUCUAAAUGAAACAUUUGAGGAUGAAGAAGAAUCUGAUACUGAUAUCCCAGAUAUCUUUGGACAAAGUUUACAAGAUGAAUCGGAUGAAGACGAUGAGGACUUUGAAGAAGAGGAGGAAGAAGAUGAUUAUGACAAUGAUAUUAAAAGAGAGAUGGUUGAACGUAAAAGUAUAAAAGUACUUAAAGGUGUAAAGCCAAAAGCCAAAGAUAAUGAUGAGAAUAAAAAAUUACAUCAAGUUGCUAUGGAAGAUGAUGAAGACGAUGAUGAUGAUGAAGAUGAGGAAGACGAGAAAAAUGAGAAUUCAGAUUUACGUAUCAUUGAAGAAAAUUUAGAAGAUGAGUCCAAUGAAGAUGAUGAGGACUUUGAAGAAGAGGAGGAGGAAGAGGAUGAUGAUGAUGACGAUGACAGCGAUGAAGAUGACAAUAUUAAAAGAGAAACAUUGGUAUGUAAGGGUGUAAAAAUGUUCAAAGGUGUACAACCGCAAGUUGAGAAUAGCGAAGAAGAUGACGAAGAGGGUGACAAUGAUGAAGAUGAGGAUGAGGAUGAUGAUGACGAUGACAAUGACGAUGAGAACGAGGAUUCAACACUAGGUUUAAAAGCACUUUUAGGAAAUAGUAUCGCGGACGAGGAUGAUGAUGAAGAUUUUAAUGAAGAAGAUGAAGAUGAUGAAGAUGAUGAUAUUAGUGAUGAAGAUGAAGAUGGCGAAGAGAAUGAUAAUGUAGUAAAAAUUACAAAAGAGAAAGGUGCUAAAGCAUCCAAUAGCAAAGAUAUUCCUAAAGAACAAAGACAAGUAAGAGAAGGGGAAAAGAAAUUAUCUUCUGAAGAACAAGAAGAGAUUGAUAAAAGAACUAUCUUCAUUGAUAAUAUUCCAAAAGAGACAAAAGAAACAGAAGUAAGAAAAGUGUUCAGUAAAUUUGGGCCCAUUAAUAAUUUACGUUUUAGAGGUAUCAUUCCCCAAGAUACAAAAAUGUCUAAGAAAGUAGCUGCUAUAACAAAACAGAUUCAUCCAAAAGUAACUACAGUUGUAGUGUAUAUUAAUUACAAGUCCCAAGAAUCUGCCCAAAAGGCACUUAGUAUGAAUGGAAAAAUAUUUGAAGGAAAUUACAUACAUGUCAAAAUAGUUGAUAAACCUGAGAAAAAAGAAUGGGAUAGUAAGAAAGCUGUAUUUAUAGGAAAUUUGAAGUUUGGCAUAGAUAAGAACAUCAUCUGGAAACAUUUUAGUACAUGUGGAGAGAUAGAUUCUGUGCAUUUAGUACGUGAUAAACAAACAGGUCAAACCAAAGGAUUUGGUUAUGUCAAUUUCAAGACUGAAGAUUCUGCAGUCUUGGCUCUAAAGUUAGAUGGUGUCGAGAUUAUGAACCGACCAGUACGGGUAAAAGCAUAUGUAAGUGGCGACAACAAGAAGGGGGAAAAACGAGUUUCUUCAAAUAACAAUGAUGGUAAUCCACGCAAAAAAUUUAAGAAUAAUUUGGAAAAACCUGUAGCAUGUAAAAAUGAAAAUGAAGCAAAUAUUAAAAAGCAUAAAAAAUCACAGAAAAAUAAUGCAAAAUCCGGAGAACAAAAAUUGAUUUCAUUUCUGGGUCAAAAAGCAGAUUCCAAAAAUAAAAAGAAAGAAAAUAAACUGGAUAAGAAGAAGAAGCAAAUGGCAAAAAAGCUUACAGCACAAUCGAAUAAACCAGUAAAAGUUUAAGUCAAUAAUGUUGAGAUGUAUUUUAUAGUUUUUUUUAGAUGCAGUUAUAAGACAUUUUAUAUUCAAAGACAAGAUUUAUAGCGUUCAUUUAAUACAAAAAGAUAUAUAUAUAUAUAUCAGCAUUUUUAUAAAAGAUAUCAAAAUUUUCAGAUAAAAAUUGUGAAUUGGCUCAAAUAUAAAUAACUAUAAUAGCAUGUAUAUAAAUAUAUUCUUUUUCUUUGUAUCAUUAUAAUGUAACUCAUGUCUGUUUAAUAAAUAACAAUAUUUCUUUAAGCA
This is a messenger RNA of Formica exsecta, 2568 nucleotides long. RefSeq names its product nucleolin-like. Bases 199 to 2292 code for a protein of 697 amino acids. The record is from RefSeq and is a predicted model, not a curated record. Lineage: Eukaryota; Metazoa; Arthropoda; Insecta; Hymenoptera; Formicidae. The transcript has 4 exons. Gene Ontology annotation, molecular function: RNA binding.